GUGGGAGUAUCCGUGCGAUGCUGAAUCAGUGCAGGAGCGGAGGAGCAGAGGAGGCUGAAAAUGGUGCAGCAUCAACAAGGGGAAAAGGCGCAUUGGUCGCGCCAACGGAAUUAUGCGGCUCUCCUUAAACUCUCACUUUGAGAUUUUACUCCGACGACAGAAGAACAGGUAAAUGGCAGGGUUUGGUAAAGUGCUGGCUAGCCGAUGCAGUGUGUAGGGCCCGUUGUCCAAGGCGACGAAAACAUGAACGGGGCGGGGGAGCAGGUUGAUAUCCUGCCCCCCAACUGCUUGGUGAAAGAGCGCUGGAAAGUGCUGAAGAAAAUUGGGGGUGGAGGGUUCGGGGAGAUAUAUGAGGCCUACGACCUGUUGUCACGGGAGAAUGUGGCUCUUAAAGUGGAAUCCGCCCAACAGCCCAAACAAGUGCUAAAGAUGGAGGUUGCUGUGCUAAAGAAACUACAAGGAAAGAAUCAUGUUUGCAAAUUUAUUGGAUGUGGAAGAAACGACAAGUUUAAUUACGUUGUCAUGCAGUUGCAGGGAAGGAAUCUCGCUGAUCUCAGGAGGAGUCAGCCUAGAGGGACGUUCAGUAUGAGCACGACUCUACGCUUGGGGAAACAGAUCCUGGAGUCCAUUGAAGCCAUUCACUCUGUGGGCUUCCUGCACAGAGACAUUAAACCUUCUAAUUUUGCCAUGGGACGAUUGCCGUCCACCUGUAGGAAGUGUUACAUGCUGGACUUUGGUUUGGCACGACAGUACACUAAUACAACUGGGGAGGUGCGGCCGCCCAGGACGGUGGCUGGGUUCAGAGGAACAGUACGCUACGCUUCGAUUAACGCUCAUAAAAACAAGGAAAUGGGUCGUCAUGAUGAUUUGUGGUCGUUGUUUUAUAUGCUGGUAGAGUUUACUGUUGGACAGUUACCAUGGCGAAAGAUAAAAGAUAAGGAGCAGGUGGGACAGAUUAAAGAGCGGUAUGAGCACAGGAUGCUGUUGAAACACAUGCCCGCUGAGUUUCAUGUCUUCUAUGACCAUGUGCUGGAUUUAGAAUACUACACCAAACCUGAUUAUGAGUUACUAAUGUCAGUAUUUGAGAACAGCAUGAAAGAGAGGGUGAUAACAGAAAAUGAGCCAUAUGACUGGGAAAAAUCUGGAACAGAUACGUCCCUCCCCACCAGCACACACACACCACCACAACAAAACACACGGCAAACUGCUGCCAUCGUGGGGAUGGUGAAUGUGACACCGGUACCUGGUGAAUUACCGAGGGAAAACACUGAUGAUGUUCUGCAAGAUGAACACCUGAGUGACCAAGAGAACGCCCCACCUGCUUUGAUACCCAGCAGGCCUAGCGAACCUGCUCCAGCCCCACCUGUUGGGGAAGGAUGGGAUGAAACGGACUUCAAUCGUAACAAACUCAGGAUCAGCAUCAGUAAGACGCAAGUAGCAUCAGAGGAUGGGGAGGAGCCUGCAGGAGGAGGGAGGUCAGUUUCCCCAGCAAGGGGUGGAGAAGCAGAUGCUCAGGCCCGCCCUCCAAGGUACCGGAGAGUAAACAGCCCAGAAUCAGACCGCCUGUCUGCUGCAGAGGAUAGAGGAGAUGGUGGAGAUAAACGCUCUCGUUUGGACAUGCUGGGUUCUCCAUCCAGGCAUGUCUAUUCUUCCCAGCCUGCUCAGAUGCUCUCUUUAGAUGCUGGACAGGGAGAAAGACUGGCUGGUGGCCGCCAUGAUGUCUCUGCAGACGGUGACCAGGAGGCCCACAGCAAUGCCUUUAUCCGCUCAGUCCCGCUGGCAGAAGAAGAGGACUUUGACAGCAGGGAGUGGGUGAUGAUUGAUAAAGAAACAGAGUUGAAAGACUUCCAUCCUGGGGCAGAGCCCACCACCUCAGGCACCACAGAUGAGGAACCAGAGGAAUUACGCCCCCUUGAGGACCAUGAGGAGAGAAGAAGGAGAGGAGGAGUGCACGGGAUGGGUGGAGCUGAGGCUGUGGUACGACCCAAAACUCAACGUGGGAUGAUGAUUGUAGCAGAGGAGGAGGGGGCGGGACCGAGCCCCAUCCAUUCACCUUGUCACACGUUGCCUCAUACCUGCCCAAGAAGGAGGGAGUCGGAGCCGUUUGGACCUGAUGGACCGUUGGAGGAGGACAGGCCACACCCACAUCACUCAUUCCCGAGGCCCGCCCAUUUGAGAAGACUGGCGUCGUACGUGUUUUCCUCCGCUACCAUGGACACGGAGCACUUCCCCCACGACCCCGCCCUCGGGGCAGCGGCCAUUCAGCGCAGCCGCUCAGCUGAAAGCAGCCCCGCCCACCGUCACGCCCAUCGCAGACACAUGCCCCUGUUGCCAGGGAACCCCAGAGCCCGGCAUUCUGUACUAAACCUACCACGCCUACAUAUUCAGCAAAUGCUGGCCAAACUUAUGAACAAGACAUGAUUCCCCCACCAUCAACGUACACAGACGCACACGUGUGGUGCCGUUUUAAUAGAAGAGGAGCAUGGUGCCCACUUUUGUGCCCAUAGUUAAAAAAAAAAAAAAUCACUACAGAAGCUUGGGCAAUAAACUUGGUCUGUGAUUAUGAGAUUUGAGUGUGUGUGAGAGAGAGUGUGUGUAUAAGCGAGAUAUGAGACGCUCUCUAGCUACACUGAAAUGUUUUUGUUGGAUAUUUUAAAUUAAAAGGAUAGUUCACCCUAAAAUUACAAUUCUGUUAUCAUUUACUCACCCUCACGUUGUUCCAACCCCUAUGACUGUUGUGGAACUCAAAAGAAGAUAUUUUGAAAAAUGUCCAAAAGUCAGUGAGGUUUUGGACCACAUUGUCUUUCACUGCAUGGACAAAAACAGUUAUGAACAAUUGUUCAUAUCUUCUUUUAUGUUCCACAGAAGAAAGUCAAACAGGUUUGGAAUGACAUGAUGACAGAAUUGUCUUGGGACAAUUGGAGAAAAAGAAAUUAUAUUAUAUUCUCCAAAACAAAGCAAGUCUGUACAAUGCUAUAAGAUGUAUUUACUCAUAGAGACACUGUACACUAAAUAUUUUGUAAAAAAAAAAAAAAAAAAAAAAAAAGAAGAAGAAAAAAAAGUAAAGAAAACCAAAAAAACAAACUAACACAAAGACAAAAACACAUUUUUACCUCUUUGGAGGAUGUUUCUUGCAGAGCUGCUGUUGUCUGGUGGAACGGGCACAUUGACUAAAGUGACGAGAAUAUCUUUUUUUUUAUUGCUUUGUUCUCAUGAACACCUUCAUAUUCUGUGUAAGAGGACAGAUGUGAUGCAGGCUGCAUAGUGUUGUGUUUUCAAGGUUGAAUGUCGGCCAAAAGCAGAUACUUAAAAAAGGGUGUGUUCACCUGCUGUGUGUUUGUAGAGGACACUAGAAGGACAGUGAGUGCUUGCUAAGCUAUUUUUGCACAGUCUAUUCACAUCAAUUUGAUCUCAGCACAUAUAGAACCUGUCAAAUGCCACAACAUGCACCUCCAGGCGAGAUGAAUGGCUUUCUUAAGCAAGCAUGACAGAAUGUGAAGAGAUGGAUCUCUUUAUAUAGAUUCUUUUUGGUGUAGCCGAGAGAAAGCGUGACAUUAAUCAUAUACAGCAUGUACAGGAUUCAAAGGGGUUUGGACCUACAAAAUAAUCCAGUUGCUUGGAUCCUCUGGCAUUUCAUGCUGAGUGUUUUCAAUUUAUAGAGAAAAUGAGUGAAGAAAGACAGAGAAAGAGUUGUCCAAUGUGUGAGUAAUAGGCCUGAAUUAAAUGCUCUGCAUGAAUAAAAGUAUGUGGACACACAUUUCUAUUUAAUGAAUUUGGCUGUUUCAGCUACAUCCUUUUCUGACAAGGCUGCAUUUAAGUCCACUUUUUUAUGUCAUUGCUUACGUUGCAUGAGUGUCCAUUACUGGCUGGACCCUUGUAAUGUGUUUAAAUGAAAUGCCCUAAGCCCUUAAUCAAUCAUAUCACAUAUUGUAUCCGUUAGUGUUGUUGUUUUUCUUCUUCUUCCUUCUCCUCCUCCUCCUACGCACUUAGGUCUAUGGCAACCCAUAGAACCAUAAGGUAAAAAGUUAUGAUAUUUGGCACACAGAUGGAGGACAAUCUGAACAUUAACCACACCAAUUUUAGAGUCUCUAACUCAAUCUCUCUAGCGCCACCAACUGUCAAAAUUUGCACUCACAUUUAUGCUAAUAACUUUUGAAUUGUAAGGGCUAGAGACAAAAUUAUUCUUUCUUCUGAUUCCUUAGCUCAAGAUGAUUCUUGUAAUUACAAGCAUAACUUGCAGUGUUUUGCCACUGUGCCACCUAGUGGUCAGGAGGUAUGAAAAAUAGAUAUUUUUGCUUAUAACGUAUGACCAUUUUGACCAAAAAUCUUGGUAUGUGUCAUCGGCACCAUUCCCUGGAGGUACUCAAAGAGUUUUGAGACAGUACCUUGUGGUCAAAAAGUAUAAUGGAAUUUCAAAAAAUGCUAAUAGCUUUUGAUUAAUUUAAUGUCAGAAGACGAAACCGUUUUCAUAUACCGCAUCAAUAAAUUUGACAUCAAACUUUAUGUGUGUAAUUGUCACUCAACACUGACCACACCUGAUCAAAUUGGUGUCAGCGCCACCUAUUGGUCAAAAGUAAUAAUCAAUUAUGUCACAAUACAAGUGAUUGUAUUUAUGGGCUUUGAACGAUUUUGUUUAAAAUCGUCUCUAAAUGUUUUUACUCAUUUUUGCAGUUGGUUUGAUGCCCCCUUUCUUCUCAUUUUCCUCUGAGGUGCUUGGCCCCCUAAUUGCUGCUUGCAGCUAUAUUUUACUUUUUUCUGUUAUAAACUUGUUUUACGCACCAUUUUAUAGGCCUGUAUGUAAGCUUGGGCUGUUGUACACUUCCCUCGCUCACUUGAUAAAGUUUCAAAAUGGUGGCAGGGUCUCCCAGAGAGGAAGUUCUCUAGUGUUUGUCUAAAAGUUGAGUUAAAUGCAGCCCAGGUUUAUAAAAUCAAGCAUACAGCCAUAUAAACUCCUCCCAAACAUUUUUAGGUGAAUGGUCAUGGUUUAAAAAAUGAUAUGCUUAACAAAUGAAUGUGGGUUUGGUGUGUGUUUACAUGCUUUUGGUCAUGUAGAUUAAUUCUGAUAUCACAUUUGUCUUCCAUAUUAGCUAAAAAAGAUAUUUAAAGAUAAUUAUUUCAUGUCAGUAUUACAGAAACAUAUGCAUAUUGCUUUCAGAGUGAUAUUAGGUUCUAUGUGAACUUAAGCAGUGCUUAUCUGAGGGCAAGAAAGACAACAUCCUCUAUGUUAAGACAUUUGACUAAUAGUUAGUGAGUUGAGAAAUUAAUAAAGUUCUGGAAUAGAGAUAUAGUAAAUAUAUUAUUAUAUAUCAAAGUGCAAUAGAGCUCAAGGCAAUAGGAUCGUAAAAGAAAGACUGAGCCUCUUUCUUUGGUUUUGUCACACAUGCAUUAGCAGUUUGAUGCACAUAUGCAGAUAUUUGAACUUGACUAUAAUUUAUCAUUCAGCAAAUGAAUGUUGCCAUUUUUGUUCCUGGCCAUAGACUUGACAUUCUACAUUACUGUUUAUGUUUAAAAUAAUAGUCACAUUAAUCAAUGCAUAAAUAAGCUUUUGAAUGCAGAAGUGCAGUGUAGGUGUCAUAGAAAUUAGAUCACACAUUGUGUUGUAAUCAGGCGCGAUGCAAUAAACUGACACUUUUUACACACACACACACACACACACAUAUAUAUAUAUAUAUAUAUAUAUAUAUAUAUAUACACACACACACACACACACACACACACACAUACUAUUACUAAUGUUUUGAAUUAGCUCUUAUUUUAAAAUUUUCUGUUUUUAUUUUAAUUUUUGUUUAAGUUUUAGUAACUUUAUGUAUUUUUUUAUUCAUUUUUUUGUUUUUUAAAGUAUUUCUAUUGAACUUUAUUUUUUAUUUCCAUUUUAGUUUUUUAUUACUUCAACUUAAACAUUUAUUUCAAUUAGUUAUCAUUAUUUCAGUAACAUUUCUAAUUUGAAUAGUUUUAAUUUUAGUUAACAUUAAAACACUGGCUCUGAUUGGCUGAUUGUGUCACAUUUUCACAGACAGACACAUUGGUUGUGCCUGGUUAGGACACAGUGUUAGAUACUUCCUAUGAAAAAUAAAGUAGCAUUAACACAUUAUUGAAAUCAUUGCUUUAUCUGUAUUGUAAAGUCCUCCAGCCUCAGUUCAGUUGAGAUAUAUACAUAUCUGUUGGGAGGAACUCAAAAGAUUGAUUGUUUGUCAGUGUAAUAAUGUUUCACUUGAAAUUCAUGCUGUAGAAAUGCUAUAUGACUCAAUGCUGGAUAUCAAUGCAUAUGCGAACCAUCUUCUUCUUUUGCCUUGCUGGGCCAACUGCAACAAACACUGAGUGGUGAAAAAACACAUGAAUGACGCUAACAUUCAUUAUUUAUGUAAUAUUGGAACUCAGUGUUCAUAGCAGUUGGCUCCCAUCUGUGCUGCUUUGCUUUGGGUGUUUUAAUGCAGUUUACCCCAACCGCUGUAUAUCUGGAAUCACCAAUGUACUGUAAUGUGUAUGUUCAGAAGAGUUUGUAGUCUGAAUUGUGUGAGACAGCUGAUCCAAAUGUCUUCCUAACGGAAAAGAUGAGCACAGACUGAAUGACUGUACAUAUGUACACAAAAGCCUCAGCUGUAAAUGAACUGGGUUUUAAUUUGUUAUGCUGGAAAAUAGUUAGCGAAUGGAUUUCUGCAUCCCAAAGAUUGUUAAUUGAUGAGGGCAUGCCACAUACACUACAGUUUAAACGUUUGGGGUUGGUGAUAUUUUCAAAUGUUUUUGAAAGAAGUCUCUUAUGCUCAACAAAGUCUGCAUUUAUUUGAUCAAAAAUACAGUAAAAACAGUAAUAUUGUGAAAUUAUUAACUGUUUUAUUAUUAUAUUGUAAAAUGUAAUUUAUUCAUAUGAUGACAUUACCCAGUGUCACAUGAUCCAUCAGAAAUCAUUCUAAUAUGCUGAUUUGGUGCUCAAGAAACAUUUCUUAUUAUUAUCAAUGUUGAAAAGAGUUGUGCUGCCUAAUAUUUUCGUGGAAACCGUAAUACAUUUUUUCAGGAAUUUUUGAAGAAGAAAAAGUUCAAAAGAACAGCAUUUAUUUAAAAUUGAAAUAUUUUGUAACAUUAUAAAUGUCUUUACUGUCACUUUUGAUCAAUUUAAUGCAUCAUUUCUGAAUAAAAAUAUUAACUGACCACACUGACCCCAAACUUUUGAAAGGCAGUGUUAAUACACAUUUUAUCAGAUUUAAUCUUGACAAGACAAAUAUCUUUUUAUUGGUAUUUAAAUUCUGUAAAUUUCUGAUGAAGAAAAUAAUUGCCCAGAAAAUGUAGUGUUUCCACACUGAUAAAAAUUUAAAGAGUACCAUUUUUCACAAUGUGAGAUAACAUAUAGUUUGAGGAAGGUUAGAGGAAGUUUGACAAAUUUCUUCUCUGCUUUACUGAGAGACUGUAAAUAAUUACUUCUGAAUCUUAGUGGUGUUACAUGUCGUACCAUGUUUUAUGCUAAAUUCAUUAUUCACUCAAGCCAAAUGUCUUUUCAUUGCAGUCCUGCUUCAUGCCAUUCAACAUUCAUAACCUCUCACAUUCUCUGUCUCUAACUGGGUCAAAAUUUGAGCUUGUCAGAACUCCGCAGAGACAGCCCUUGAGCUCUGAGCAGUGUACAACAGCGUUUAGCAACAUCUAUUUGUAUAGAAAAAAACGUUAAAAUGUAUUCUUUUAUCUUUUAUCUAUUUAAUAACAUAUUGAGAAAAGUCUAAAACCAUGUAGAUAGCUUCUCACAGAUCAGUAUUGUUAUGAAUCAAUUUUAAGGAAUUUUCAGAGUCAAAAUUUUUAUCAUACGCUGGACUUUUUAUUGCUGAUAAAUGUUAGUCAUCAUCAGCUAAUCCCAGACCUGCUCAUAGAAGCGUUACAUGUGUGAAUCAGGGUCAAACUUCAACAGCAAGAGAAAUAGCUAGUGCAAUAAAUGCAAUAGGGACUGUAUAGUAGACUUGUAAUAUGUACAAGCAUGUAUUUUAGGCUUUUGUAAAAUCGUAACUCUUUGGACAGCUGAACAUGCUGCUGUACUAACACAUUCCUCUGUUUCAUUCGCUCUGUGUGUGUCCAUUGCUGUACAUACUGUUGGCUGAGCACUGUCUUUGAGUCUACACUUGAAAUCACAAAUGGGCUAAAUCAUUUAAAAAAAACAAUUACACUGUAAAAUGGACUUUUGUGCCUUUUUAACCAUGUAUGUUAUUCAAAAAAGACAAUCCUGCAAAGCUUGUAUACAACCAAAUCACUAGUAAAUAAUCUGAAAAAUGA
This is a messenger RNA of Ctenopharyngodon idella (grass carp), 8250 nucleotides long. It is a transcript of the gene ttbk1b, whose product is annotated as tau tubulin kinase 1b. Gene Ontology annotation, molecular function: protein serine/threonine kinase activity; ATP binding. NCBI's taxonomy places the organism in Eukaryota, Metazoa, Chordata, Actinopteri, Cypriniformes, Xenocyprididae. The coding region runs from base 205 to 2421 and encodes 738 amino acids. Gene Ontology annotation, biological process: peptidyl-tyrosine phosphorylation; signal transduction; peptidyl-serine phosphorylation. The record is from RefSeq and is a predicted model, not a curated record. The transcript has 14 exons. Gene Ontology annotation, cellular component: cytoplasm; nucleus.